GCACAUCGGUCUACUUAGGAGAACAGCUAUUACAAACUCCUCAGCUCCUUAAAGCAUGUUGUUGUAAUUUCCUGCUGUAGUGUAGGGUUUUCUUUUUUUUAAAUUUUAUUUAUUUAUUUAUUUUUUAAUGCUGUCAGAAUAUUUUACCACACUUAAAAAAUUACUUUUUAAACGCAUACACGGUGUUUGUGGCUGGUGACCUGUCGGGGGAUGGCUCAGGCCGAUGGCAAGGCCCUGGCUCUGGGAGUCCUGGCUGGAGCCGCAGGGAUCAGCCUGGCUGCUGUCUGGUACCAGAGCCGGAGGGCCAUGACCACUGGAGAGGGGCCGGGUACCUGUUGCCCUGCGCUGUAUGCCAGCGGCAGCGCAGGCCAGGCAGAGGUGUUGCAACAGCUGACGUCCCUCAUCCAGUGCGUGUCCGAGCUGAAAGAGGAGGUGAGGGCUCUGAAGGAUGCUCUGCCGCACCUACAGGACCAUGUCAGAGACGAGCUGAGGGAGCGGGCCGGGUCCCGCCGGGCCAGCCCUUACAACAGAACCACGCCCACAAGGAGGAAGAGGUCCAGUGGAGUGGUCCGAGCCGAGGGACUGAGUUCAGAGGAGGGGGAGAGUGAAGGAGGGUAUAUGACAGCCCUGACUGAUUCUGAAGAGGAAGGCCAGAGAGAGGAAGACUGCCAAGCCCAGGAGCGGGUGGACGAGCUCACUGCCCUGUUACGCAGAGCUGACGGACUGCAUGAGAGUAGAGGAGCUCAAAAGAUGGAAGGCCUACCCACUCUGCUGGAGAGGAGAGAAGAGUUUGAUCAAAAGUGUCAGUAUCUAUGGCGGCUUACCAGAGCCUAUGCUGAUGCCCACGACCUGACUGCGGAUUCUCUUGAGAAAAAGACGUAUGCCGAAAAGGGAAAGCAAGUUGGCGCGCAGGCCAUUUCCUUGAAUCCACUGUGUGCUGAAAGUCAUCAGUGGUACGCUAUUCUUUGUGGACUUCUCUCAGAAUACGAAUCUGUCCAGAAUAAGAUAAAGAAUGGCUAUCUUUUUAAGGAUCAUCUGGAUAAAGCCAUUGAACUGAACCCUCAUGAUCCAUUGUCUUAUUACCUGAUGGGACGCUGGUGCUAUGCCGUGGCUCAGUGCACAUGGAUUGAGAGAAAAAUUGCUGCUGCACUGUUUGGGGAGCCUCCGAGUGCAAGCAUCGGGGAUGCUUUACAGAAUUUCCAAAAGGCGGAGGAGAUCUGUCCGAAGUACUCUAAGUUUAACUAUGUGUUUUUAGCCAAGUGCUACAAAGAUCUGGGACAGAAAAGCCAAGCCAAAAUGAUGUGUGACUGUGCAUCUGCGAUGGGCCUAGUGUCUAAAGAGGAUGAGGAAGCGCAGAAGGAGCUGGACUCACUUCUCCUGUCACUUCAGUGAAGCCAUGACCUUCAUGGUUCCUCAUGGCUUUGCUCCUUGGGUGCUGUUGGUCAUAAUGGCAUCGACUCAAGUUUUGACCGUGACUGUUAUUUUUUCUCUCUCUCUCAUCCUUCUGUUGACCUUGGACUACGAUUUCCGCUAGACACGACUGCACUUUGUCGACCACUAUGUUGAGUGUAUGUGUCGAGUACAGCGGAUAUACUGUAGACUCCGGCUGGCAUUGUCAUUUUGACAACAAAAAAAGGUUGCACAAAUUAUAUCUGCCCUUACAGUAGACUUCCAGUCUGUAUUGAUUGCCACAGUUGGUUUUCGAACCUUCACAAUUGGAUUUCAGACCUUCACAGUUCCUGCUUAUUACAAUGGUUGUGCGUAACACACACUGCUGGUGGAGAGCACUACCAGGUGUGUCACUUUGCAUGUUAAGGUAGUCUGGAGUCCUGUAACACCAAUAUUGUGUUUCACUCCCUUUCUUUUCACUCUUUUCUGUUUCUAUCAUAUUCCAGGGGCAACAACAAACAAGCAAACAAAACAAGACUCGGAUACAAAAGCAACACAAAGUGCAUCACCCCGUGGGCACAUAGCUACAGUUAACAUUUGGUACCUUCUCCUUUUCUCGGAACGUUUGUGUCACUUAAUUAUAGCAGGUGAAAGGCCUGCUGGUCUGGUUCUCAUCCCUUUCUUGUGCACUGGUGGCACUCUGUUGGUUUAAGAGCACAACACUCAAACAUAUCGCUGACUUGAUUUUGUAUAUCUUAUUGCUAGUUUUGUUAACCAGAGUUGUGCUCGUAUCAGUGUCUUUGUUUAAGUAAGCUAACAGCUGAGCUAAAAAGUAUUGGCUCAAACCUUUGAAGCUCUUGAUCCUGACAGGGCAAUGCUACUUUAACAGUUGUUUUAACAUUUUCCUGUGAAAGAUCAUCCGGUAUUAAGAAUAGAGGAGGCUUAAUAUUGUUGUCUUUAGCCU
Molecule: messenger RNA, 2353 nt
Organism: Electrophorus electricus (electric eel)
Lineage: Eukaryota; Metazoa; Chordata; Actinopteri; Gymnotiformes; Gymnotidae
Gene: rmdn2
Product: regulator of microtubule dynamics 2
Cellular component (GO): mitochondrion; cytoplasm; spindle microtubule
Molecular function (GO): microtubule binding
Source: RefSeq, a predicted model, not a curated record